Molecule: messenger RNA, 529 nt
Organism: Aegilops tauschii subsp. strangulata
Lineage: Eukaryota; Viridiplantae; Streptophyta; Magnoliopsida; Poales; Poaceae
Source: RefSeq, a predicted model, not a curated record
GCAAACCACUUCCUUCGUUCGGCUCUUCCUCACGUCAAGGCCCGCUUUCCCCACCCUCUCGGAGUCUCGCGGCGUCGGGCAAGCAAGGCGAUCCGAUGCCGGGGAGCGCCAUCAGCGGAGGCGCGGCAAGGGCGGCCGCGGUCGCGUGGUGGCUGCAGCGCCACCAGCGACUGCCUCCGCCGGCGGACCUCCUGCCACGCAGCCUCCUUGACCGCGCGGUGGAGCUCGCGAGCAAGACCGCCGCCGCCGCCGCCCCGGAUCUGGACCCGGACCUGCCCUGCUCCCUCGGCUCGUCCUCCCUUCCCGACCUCUGCGACGGCUUGGUUGGUAAUUAGUGCGUACGGAUCUGGCAGGAGGGCGGCGGAUUCGUUGUGCGAUUCCGCGAUGUUCUCAGAUUGGAUAGCUAGGGCUAGACUACCCUAAAUGUUGUUCUAUGUCAACAACGAUCCCUGGUUAUGCUUGAUCUUCAUCCUGUUGUGAAACUCAUGUCUAUUCACCGAGUUAAUUGAGGAUCCUUUGUUUUGGUAAA